Aureobasidium vineae is the source of this 192-nucleotide messenger RNA. Lineage: Eukaryota; Fungi; Ascomycota; Dothideomycetes; Dothideales; Saccotheciaceae. The record is from the annotation of a GenBank genome assembly.
AUGACACGCAAGUACAGUGUCGGCAAUCCAGGUGGAGGCGAGGCAUCCAGAGAGAACUGGGAGCGCUAUACCUGGUUGUCCAUAAGCAAAGAGUGCCACAAGCGCGGCUACUUCCCUGCCACCUCAGCCUAUGAUGAGAAGGGUUUACUGAGAGAGUCAUCAUGCCCUGAUCUUCACCAUGAUGUGGUCUAA